AAAAUAGUAAAGAAAUGUCAUUUUCAAUCUUCCCCAUUUCCUUUUAGGGGUAAAUAUAACGAACGAAACGCCAACUGGGAAUAAAAAGGGUAGGCAGGCGUAUUAUAGCAUUGAGUGAGAUCUAAAUCUAAACCUUCACACUCACGCGAUAGAGCAUUUGCUGCAACCAUACAGCACAGUUUUUUUCACACUCUCACAUCCGAAAUUCACACACACACACACACACACGCACUCUCGACUUCGCAAGUAAAACUCCAUUUCUCUGCGCGAAAGCCCUAAACUCGGCCGAUCCGAGUCCAGAUCCAUUGUCGGUGCGUUUCUCUCUUCACAGUUCAUACGCGCAUACUGAACUGAUCUGAAUAUGCCAUCGGCAUCAAUUUAACUUUGAUUCAGCUGGUUUGAGGACAUUUGAUCAGCUUUCCUUCGACAGAACAAUGGCUUUGCCUUUGAUUUCGGGAAGGAAUUUAUGCAUUUCUUUCAGUUACUUGGUUCUCAUUUUCCAAGCUUGUAAUGGUUUUUAUCUACCUGGAAGCUAUAUGCACACAUAUUCAACAGGGGAUGAAAUAUACGCGAAAGUGAAUUCUUUGACCUCCAUUGAGACUGAGCUUCCCUUCAGCUAUUACAGUCUUCCUUAUUGCCAGCCUCCAGGGGGCAUUAAGAAAAGUGCUGAAAAUCUUGGAGAACUGAUAAUGGGAGAUCAAAUUGACAAUUCUCCAUAUCGCUUCCGCAUGAAUGUCAACGAGUCUGUGUACAUCUGCACCAGUCCUCCAUUGAGUGAGCAUGAUGUUAAACUUCUAAAACAGAGAACUCGGGAUCUGUAUCAGGUUAACAUGAUUCUUGAUAAUUUGCCUGCUAUGAGGUACACAAACCAAAACGGGGUUAAAAUCCAGUGGACCGGAUACCCAGUGGGAUACAGUCCUCUGAACAGUAAUGAUGAUUACUUUAUCAACCAUCUCAAGUUCAGGGUAUUAAUUCACGAGUACGAAGGAGCUGGUGUGGAGAUAAUUGGUACUGGAGAAGAAGGUAUGGGUGUUAUUUCAGAAGCUGACAAAAAGAAGGCAUCAGGGUACGAGAUUGUUGGUUUUGAGGUUGUCCCGUGCAGUGUAAAAUACGACCCCGAUAAGAUGGAAAAACUCCACAUUUACGACAAUGUCACAUCAGUAAAUUGUCCUCUAGACGCUGAGAGGUCUCAGAUUAUAAGGGAUAAAGAAAGAGUGUCAUUCACAUACGAGGUCGAGUUUGUGAAAAGCAACAUAAGGUGGCCGUCUCGGUGGGAUGCCUAUCUGAAAAUGGAAGGCGCACGUGUGCACUGGUUCUCGAUUCUCAACUCCUUGAUGGUGAUCUUAUUCUUGGCAGGCAUUGUCUUUGUCAUAUUCUUGAGAACCGUGAGAAGGGAUCUGACGAGGUACGAGGAACUGGACAAAGAAGCUCAAGCCCAGAUGAAUGAGGAGCUUUCGGGAUGGAAGCUAGUGGUGGGUGAUGUAUUCAGAGAACCCUCACACUCGAAAUUACUCUGUGUUAUGGUUGGAGAUGGAGUUCAAAUUACCGGAAUGGCAGUUGUCACUAUCGUUUUUGCAGCUCUAGGUUUCAUGUCACCAGCCUCACGAGGCAUGCUUUUAACAGGGAUGAUUCUGCUUUAUCUCUUCCUUGGAAUUGCCGCUGGAUAUGUCGGUGCUCGAAUGUGGACGACCAUUAAAGGCUCGCCCGAAGGAUGGAGAUCGGUUGCUUGGUCAACCGCGUGCUUCUUCCCAGGAAUUGUUUUCGUUAUUCUGACGAUCUUGAACUUCAUCCUUUGGGGAAGUAACAGUACCGGAGCUAUUCCUAUUUCUUUAUAUUUCAUACUCUUGUCGCUCUGGUUCUGUAUUUCGGUGCCACUAACUCUCGUCGGUGGGCAUUUAGGCACAAAGGCCGAGCCUAUUCAAUUCCCUGUUCGAACUAAUCAAAUCCCCAGAGAGAUCCCUGCACGCAAAUACCCCUCAUGGCUGCUUGUACUUGGUGCUGGAACUCUUCCGUUUGGAACUCUCUUUAUCGAACUUUUCUUCAUCCUGUCCAGUAUUUGGCUCGGAAGGUUCUAUUACGUAUUCGGUUUCUUGCUUAUUGUACUGUCCUUACUGGUCGUUGUUUGUGCGGAAGUUUCUGUCGUGCUCACUUACAUGCAUCUCUGUGUCGAGGAUUGGAUGUGGUGGUGGAAGGCAUUCUACGCCUCUGGUUCGGUUGCACUGUACGUUUUCUUAUACUCGAUCAAUUAUCUGGUUUUUGACCUACAGAGUUUGAGCGGUCCAGUUUCCGCUACACUUUACCUUGGCUAUUCGUUGAUAAUGGCGGUCGCAAUCAUGCUUUCUACCGGCACUAUUGGCUUCCUCACUUCGUUCUACUUUGUUCAUUACCUUUUCUCGUCGGUGAAGAUCGAUUAAAAACAAAAAUCUUUCAGCUUUACAUCAAGCAUAUUUUAGGGGUCCUUAAACUUUUGCUGUAUCUUGAUAUUACUAUAGAACUUCAUUGUGUUUUUCUUUUUUAGCUGGCUUCCAUUUCUAUGUUCUGUUAUUUUUUAUAUUUUUUUUCUUUUUCAUUUUCCAAUAUUUCAUAUUGUAGUGUCUUGUAUACAUUAUGCCAAUUGUGUGCUUGAUUCUUGCUAUACUGUAAUUUUAUGUUGGAGAGCU
This is a messenger RNA of Erythranthe guttata (spotted monkey flower), 2660 nucleotides long. RefSeq names its product transmembrane 9 superfamily member 12. Gene Ontology annotation, biological process: protein localization to membrane. Gene Ontology annotation, cellular component: membrane. NCBI's taxonomy places the organism in Eukaryota, Viridiplantae, Streptophyta, Magnoliopsida, Lamiales, Phrymaceae. The record is from RefSeq and is a predicted model, not a curated record.